This is a messenger RNA of Pocillopora verrucosa, 2837 nucleotides long. RefSeq names its product TNF receptor-associated factor 3. Gene Ontology annotation, molecular function: zinc ion binding; protein binding. NCBI's taxonomy places the organism in Eukaryota, Metazoa, Cnidaria, Anthozoa, Scleractinia, Pocilloporidae. The record is from RefSeq and is a predicted model, not a curated record. Gene Ontology annotation, biological process: tumor necrosis factor-mediated signaling pathway; protein K63-linked ubiquitination; regulation of apoptotic process.
ACGUAGGCAGGAACUGCUUCGGAGAGUCGUACAUUGUGCUAACGUAGGCAAAUUUUAUGCUAUACCUUCGGUUUCCUUCUUUUGAACUUAAAACUUAGCUGCUUUGUUUCGCACUAAACGGAGGGGUUUAUAAAAACAUACGAUAGCAAUGGAUAACGUAACUGAUAACGUUCAAUUUGAAGACAAGCUACCAGAUCGUUAUGUCUGUCCUCUGUGUAAAAAGGUACUGAAAGAUCCAUUACAAACUUCAUGUGGCCACAGAUUUUGUUCGAGAUGCUUGAAAGCUUCCGUAAGUCUGGAAGGUCUGUGUCCAGUAGAUGGAGAGAAUGUGAAUCCAUUCUUUCAAGAUAUCUCUUGUCAGAGGGAAAUAUAUCAGCUAAUUUGUUUCUGCAACAAUCAUGAUGUUGGCUGCACAUGGAAGGAAAAGCUACAGAAUCUUGCGGAACACCUAACCCAGUGUGAUUAUAGGAAACUUCCUUGUCCAAACUCAGGCUGUAACAUCCAGUUACUGGCACAAGAUCUGCAGGAGCACAUAGAAAGGAACUGUUUAUACAAGAAGAUACCUUGUCAGUGGUGUGAAAUGCUAAUAACUGAAGCUGAACAAAAGGAUCAUGAGGAGACCUGCACAAGGUUCCCACUGUCAUGUCCUGAAAGGUGUGGUGAAGUGAAUAUACCCCGUGAGUUAUUGGAUGAUCAUAUCCAGAAUCACUGUCCUUUAGCCCAGAUAGUUUGUCCAUACAGUAUUUCUGGAUGCUCUUUUAAGGGCCCCAGAAACGCCGUGGAAGAGCAUUGUUCACAGCAGACCAAAGAACACCUGGACUUUACGGCUAGAAGUUUUACUAGAUAUAAUGAAAAACUUUCAGAGAUGGAAAAAACAACUAGGACUUUAACAACGGAGAAGCUUAGUCUGCAGACACAGCUUGAUGAUCAAAGGGAAGCUCUUGCUAAUGCUGUGCGCGACAUGCGUGUUGUUACUACUAAAGUUGAUCAUAUUGAUCGGACCUUAUCCGAUCACAAGAACAACUUGAGUGGAAUUCAGCAGAAGCUCGUCAGUUUAUCCAAUUUACCGUCCAUAGAACAGGUGUUGGCGCAGCUGGAGGAAUUUAGACAGGCAAUCCGAGAACAUGAAGUUUUAAUUACAAGCUUAAAACGGGAAGCGACAAGGGUUGUGAAUAACACUAAGGUGGCAGCAGGGGCAGAGCACGGUGCUGCAGGGUCCAGUUCAUCGCGGCUCGAUAGACACGAGCAUCAGCUAGCAUUGCAUGAUAUCAAUCUCGCCGAACAAGAUAUUAAAAUUCAAAUGCUUGAGGCCACAUCCUAUGAAGGAAUGUAUAUUUGGAAAAUUGAUGUUUGGCCGAAAAGACUUCAAGAGGCGAAGAGCGGCAGGACGCCUUCCAUAUACAGUCCUCCGUUUUAUGUAGGUCGGUUUGGAUACAAAGUUUGUGCGAGAGCUUAUCCGAAUGGUGAUGGCAUUGGUAAAGACGAGUACAUGUCUCUGUUUUUUGUAGUUAUGAAAGGUGAAUACGACGCCUUAUUACCUUGGCCAUUUCACCAUAAGGUGACCUUCAGGCUGUUGGAUCAGGGGGGUUCAGCGGAUGUUACAGAUUCAUUCCGUCCUGAUCCUAACAGUUCCAGUUUCAAGAAACCUACAUCAGAUAUGAACAUUGCAUCAGGCUGCCCGACCUUUAUAUCACAUCGCACCUUACGGACCCGGGGAUAUGCUCGGGAUGAUACGUUAUUUAUUAAGGUAACAGUAGACACGGGAGGUCAAGUUUACUGAAGCGUAUGUCGUCUAUAAAUAGAUGUUCAUAUCAUCGUGAUCGACGCGUGAUACGAAAGGGCCAUCGGUAAUUAAAUGGCUGCAAUUUCCAGUGAACCUCUGAAAAGAGAAACAAUGGAAAACGGAAAACGUGGAAUGGAAAACGUGUUUCUAGAGAACAUUAUAAUAACUCGACAUGUAACAAAUACUCUACAUUGUAGUCGCACUUUCGUCGCACUGUGGCGAAGACGUUUUAAAGAUAGGAGGUAAAAUGAAACGUACAUGUUUCUCAUGAAUAAUCGAUGAUUGAUCAAAGAAUAAGAUUUCUCUCUCUUCCUCCCUCGAGAAUGUACCCUGGUUGCGGCUGGUUACGUCAUCAUGCAGAAUCUCCCAGAAUUUGGCAAAUUUCUGAAAGGAAACUAGUCGAGGGGGUCACUGGUAAAGUUUUGUCACCACUAGCUUAACAUGAAAGGCGAGAAUUUCUUGAUAAUGAAUAAUUUUUGCAGCGGAUCGACCUAUUUUAUCAUGCACGUAGUAGCAUUUAUGUGAUUUCAGUUUUCAUCACUUACACGUUGUGAAUCUUGAGAGUAAGUUUUGUAGAAAUAGAAGUACACGAAAUCGUCGUUUAUCGUUACGUUAUGUCAUGAAUUUGAGUUUUCAUUUUUUUUAUGCGAGUUUCGAUGCAUAUAAAUAGUAUUUGUUCGCUAUUUUCUCGAUUUCGUUUGGAAUUUAUUCACACCCUUAAUUUUAGUUCGCAUUGUUUUCCUUUAUUUACUUUGGACUGAAUCAUUAAGCAUAAGUCGUGGGACCAUGUUUGAAGUCGCUUGUGUACUUUCUUUGUUCGAGCGAUUCGGCCUCUUCCUCCCCAAACAGCGCUGAUUGGACCCCUUCUCUCUAAGGCUUGAAGUCUGGUCGUAUAUAAAGGCAUUUGACGGGAAAGAACAACUAUCACCAACGACUUUCAAAGAUGUGUUUGAACACAUGGAGCCCGAGCUAUCUAUGAGAGGUUACUUAAUACUAUAUAGCUUUGUAUAUCCGCUCUGUGACUUUGUAAAUAAUAACGCAAAUAAAAUCUAAC